Drosophila miranda is the source of this 427-nucleotide messenger RNA. Its product is annotated as ragulator complex protein LAMTOR2 homolog. Bases 1 to 330 code for a protein of 109 amino acids. NCBI's taxonomy places the organism in Eukaryota, Metazoa, Arthropoda, Insecta, Diptera, Drosophilidae. The record is from RefSeq and is a predicted model, not a curated record. Gene Ontology annotation, cellular component: Ragulator complex. Gene Ontology annotation, biological process: cellular response to amino acid stimulus; positive regulation of TOR signaling. The transcript has 3 exons. Gene Ontology annotation, molecular function: molecular adaptor activity; guanyl-nucleotide exchange factor activity.
AUGCUCAAAAAGGCUCUCACACAAUCUGCUGAGUCAGGAGGGUGCCUUGGCCUCUCCGGCUAUGGCGAUAAGGAUGCUCGCAUUACUGCCGCCAUUGCCAGCAAUAUUUGGGCAGCCUACGAAAAACAUGGACGGAAUGCAUUCCGCGAAGACCGAUUGACCUUUGUGCUGAUUGAUUGCGAGACGGGUCAUGUGGCCAUAACACAGGUGGCCAGUGUGCUGUUGUGCCUGUAUGCCAGAAGCCACGUCGGAUUGGGCCUACUCAAGCAAAAGGCCAUGUCCCUGGUCGCCUAUUUGGAGAGACCACUGAAGCAGAUCUCGGCCUCGUGAAGGCGAGCCCUUGCCGUGUCGCCGACGCUGCAGUCUCGUUGACUAUUUCUAAGUUUAUACAGUAAUGCAGAAUUAAACAUGCCAAUAUACGUACGUA